This is a messenger RNA of Aspergillus fijiensis CBS 313.89, 2193 nucleotides long. Its product is annotated as DUF3176 domain-containing protein. The record is from RefSeq and is a predicted model, not a curated record. NCBI's taxonomy places the organism in Eukaryota, Fungi, Ascomycota, Eurotiomycetes, Eurotiales, Aspergillaceae. Bases 44 to 1858 code for a protein of 604 amino acids. The transcript has a single exon.
CUCACCGUUUCCUCUUUCUCCUCCACCUCUUUUCUUCAACACAAUGACCGAUUCCAGCCAGUCAGACCCUGCUCAAUCUAUUCCCUCUGUAAAAGACAGCGAUGAGCAUCAACAAGGGAGAACAGGACCUGGCGCCUCCCAGGUCCUCAAAUCCCCUAGAUGGUACGAUGGGAUAACCUGGUCUCCAGAGGUUCUAGCGGCCUUUGUGUCUCUGAGCUCAUUUUCGAUUUUGAUUGUGAUCCUCCACCACUACGAUGGUGUCUCGGCUACGACAUGGCCAUUCGGCGCGUUGACACUCAAUAGUCUGGUGGCCGUACUUGCCACAGCGACUCGCGCGGCGCUGUUAGCCCUGUUAUCCAGUGCCCUUAGCCAAGGGAAAUGGCUUUGGUAUACCGGGAAAGACAAAAAGCGCCGGCUUAGAGAUAUCGAUGUCUUUGACCAGGCAUCACGAGGCCCCUUGGGAAGUCUCGGGUUUUUGUGGAACCUCCGCGGAAUCCAUCUGGCCACUUUUGGCGCCAUCAUGACGAUCCUAACUCUGCCAUUCGAUAUAUUCUCACAACAGGUCCUUGCCACAAAGACUCGUUCUGUCACGGUGCAUCCCACCUCGGCGGCCGGGCUGGCCAACAUUCCCCGAGCGGAACUCUUCACUGGGGAUACUGAGUCGAAGGUCGAUGCAGCACUCAUGGGCCCUGGUCUGUCCAUGGUUUCAGCCUGGUACGCUGGACUCCUUGCCUUCAAUGCCACAGAGAUACGGCCCACCUGCCCAACAGGCAAUUGUACCUGGCCCAUAGUUUCGUCUCUGGCCGUGUGUGGCCGGUGCACAAACGUCACGGCAGAUGUCACGUAUACCCAGGACUACGACACUGCGAAAAGUAUGUGGAGAAACUAUACCCUGCCGGAUGGCAUGCGGCUCGCGAAUCAUCUCAAUUCAGAUGAGGAUGUCAGUCAAAUGGCUCUACUGCAGGCGUCGUGGGCCAACGAAAGCUAUCCGAACCUGAAGUAUCCGUCGCUGGCGCAGGACCCACAGAAUGGAUACUUGAUGCUGGCCCACUUUGAAACGAUCAGUCUGACAGACCCCGGAUAUGGGGACUGGACGGGCAAUCAAUCGCUUGCCACGGAGUGUGCGCUCUGGUUUUGUGUGCGAGCGUACAACAUUUCAAUGACCAACGGCCAGCUCACGCAACGCAUCGUCGGCGAAUGGAGCCAGGUGAAUCCAGGAGCCGCCCGGGAGUACACAGCGCCAGGAAAUUCCACCUCGGCUGCAGACGGCUCCGAUGUGAUGUUGCGCUUCACGCAGCCCCCCGCCGAGUUCAACGUGCCCGAGGGAACGAACUUCGUCGUGGGCGGGAGCGUCGCCAACGUCUUCUCGACCCUGGCGUCCCGCUCAUUCCCCAUGCAAGUCUGGGGCGUGAAUGCCGACCAUGCGAAGACGAACCAAUCGGCCGCCUUGUGGAACUACAUUGGCCGCAUGGAUGCCUACAUUGGAAAUUUCGCCGCGAUCUUGACGCAGACGCUCCGGACCAGCUCGCCGACAUCCCCGUUUACCGAUACCUAUUACCUUGGGACGGCGUGGAAAGACGAGGUGUAUGUCCAGGUGCGCUGGGCCUGGUUGGCGUUUCCGGCGACCAUGAUCUUGGGCGGGUGUGUGGUGAUUCUUGCCACGGUCUGGCGGACGGACAGGAGUGUGGUCGGGGUGUGGAGAUCGAACUCGCUGGCCCUGCUCCUUACGCAAGUCUCCACUCGCGUACAAAAUGCAGCGACAGGCGCUAUGGGUGUAGAGACGGAGGAUUUGGAUCUUCGGGUUGGCGACGAACGAGUGGCGUUGGCAGAAGUGGAUGGCAAAUGGCAUUUCAACUGACAUGUAUGAUGAUGAUAAUGCAGCAAGGCCGGCACCAUUCAGCCCUCCGAGCAUAAGCCUCCUUUUGUGGACGGAAUGGGCAGGAUCAUCACCAUCAAGCAUCAAACCGUGGAAAUCCAACACGACAGGUGGGUUGUGCAACCUCGCGCAACUAGCUGCUUAUAGCCUAGCUUGUCGACUACUGCACGUCCCUGAGGGAGGCGAAGGCGACUACUUUAGCCUAUGGACAAGCUCUUGGCAGAGGGACUGCUGAUGACUGCGUAAUAUUGUUUAUUGAACUAGUUGAUCUCUUCCCUUCCCUCGCUUGAAUUUUGGGUUGGCCCCACCCUUUUCCC